Branchiostoma belcheri (Belcher's lancelet) is the source of this 2349-nucleotide messenger RNA. Its product is annotated as probable sodium-coupled neutral amino acid transporter 6. The transcript has 15 exons. The record is from RefSeq and is a predicted model, not a curated record. NCBI's taxonomy places the organism in Eukaryota, Metazoa, Chordata, Leptocardii, Amphioxiformes, Branchiostomatidae. The coding region runs from base 336 to 1781 and encodes 481 amino acids. Gene Ontology annotation, molecular function: L-glutamine transmembrane transporter activity. Gene Ontology annotation, biological process: L-glutamine transport; amino acid transmembrane transport.
UGCCCGUCCUAUCCUGUGACCUGACCGGUUUGUUUGGUACCAGAACUCAGGAAUGUUGCUCUGAAUACUACAAGGGAUGAGGGUUUGAAGGGCACGUGUUUCUGAGCUAUUUCUGAGCCUUUGAGCGACAAGUCGCGCAGACAAAUCCAACACGGUUUGUCUGUGUCCCAUGAAGUGCUCGUGUGGCUUUUGCGUUGAAAAUCCAAUGUAGCCGCCAGGUGGCGCUGCUACAGGACUACAUGAUAAUCCUGAUCAUCACAUGCCUAACAUAGUUUAGACAUAAGAACUUUAAAGAAGUAGUAUUCCUUUAACUAUCAAGAGAUCCAUCAGAGACGAUGUCUGCAUCUGCUGAGGAGUCAGACCAACUUCUUCUCAGUAACCAUGACAGCAGCGAAGAAAAGGGAAGCAGUAUCCAGACCAGUAUUGGUGGUCUGCGACAGGGCGACAGUCAUGAGGUGCAGGGGAAGGCCUCGUUUGGCAUGUCGGUCUUCAACCUCAUGAACGCCAUCUUAGGCAGUGGGAUUCUGGGACUGGCGUACGCCAUGUCGGAGAGUGGGGUGGUUCUAUUCACAAUCCUGAUGAUGAUGGUUGCUGUAACUGCCAGCUAUUCCAUCCAUCUCCUGCUCAGGAUGUGUGAGAUAUCAGGAGUGAAUUCAUAUGAGGAUGUCGGCUAUGCUGCGUUAAGAAGACCAGGAAAGUUUUUGGCAGCAGGAGCAAUUCUACUUCAAAAUAUAGGAGCCAUGUCCAGUUACUUGUUUAUAGUGAAGACAGAGUUUCCCUCUGUCAUCAGGACCUUCAUGCAGCUCCCACCUGAUGCACAGGCCUGGUACCUGAAUGGAGAUUAUCUACUGUUACUGGUGGCUGGGUUAGUUAUAGCACCACUUGCUGCCCUGAGAAGAAUAGAGUUCCUUGGCUACACCAGUGGGCUGUCUAUAGCCUGUAUGGUGUUCUUCACUUCAGUGGUUGUUGCAAAGAAAUUCAGUUACCCCUGCCCGGUGCCACUACAGGACUGGUCCAAUGUGACACUUCCCAGCAAUCCCUCUUGGUUCCCCCUGAUCAACAGUACCGCUACAGAUCACAUGGUGGCACUGCAGAACAGCUCAACUGUGCAGGACUGCACGGCUAAAAUGGUCAUCCUGACAGAAAGGACAGCCUAUGCCCUCCCCACUAUGGCCUUCUCCUUUGUGUGCCACACAGCAGUCCUUCCUGUGUAUGUGGAACUCAAGAGGGGUACUGUGGGGAGGAUGCAGAACGUGGCCAACACUUCCAUCGGCAUCUCAUUUAUCCUGUACAUGCUGUCUGCACUGUUUGGUUACCUCACAUUCUAUGGUAAUGUACACUCUGAGCUGCUGGAGAGCUAUAACUCAUACAACCCCCAUGAUGUGGUGAUCCUGAUGUGCAGACUGGCUGUGCUGGUGGCUGUCAUCCUCACAGUGCCUGUGGUGCACUUCCCUGCCAGGAAAGCGAUCACCCUGAUGCUGUUCCCUGGCCGUCCCUUCUCCUGGCUGGUCCACCUGUGCAUCACGCUGUGCCUCAUGGUGCUAGUCAACUGUCUGGCCAUCUUUGUACCUGACAUCAAGGAUGUCUUUGGAGUGGCAGGAGCGACCUCCUCCACCUUCCUGGUGUUCAUCCUGCCUGGCCUGUUCUACCUCAAAGUCAGCAGUGAACGAAGAUUUGCUAUGCACAAAAUACUGGCGGCUGUGAUAGCUGGUGGUGGAAUGUGCCUGUGUAUCCUGAGCCUUACUCUCAUCACCUCAGAUAUCGUCCACAGAGCCACAUGACGGCAGAACCAGGAUGUGCAGUUUUUACCUCAAAAACACAUCGAACGGGAUGCUUUCAUUGGGUCAUUUUACUUAAGUGCAUGAAACAUUUUUAACCGCUUACCUCCGUGAUUUUAAAGGCCUAGAUGUGCAUUGCACUUGUGCUUACAAGCAUACAGUGAUAAUAUGGCCAGUAACUGAGUUAGUGAUAUUGUGUAAGAUAUUAGCUGUGAAUGUGUAUGUUGUGAUAGCACCACCCUGUAAUGGGGACAGUGAAUGCUGUGUUUACUGGAGUAUUUGGGGAUACAUAAAGCAGUUUAAAAUUCAACAAGAUGAAGUGUAAGAAAAGUUACUACAAUGUCUUUCAGAGUUCUCAGUAAUAAUCCCUAACUGAAGCAGGGAGUCCAGUCACCGUGUACCUUUUAACUGGAUGUGCUAGAGUUGUUAAGUAUUUACAGUGUCUGUACUAGUAGUAUUAUAGGUACAUUUCUUUUUCUCUCAUAAGAACUAUGCAAACCAUUGGUGGAGAUAGCUUGUAAUGCUGUUUGUCUUUAUUGGGAAUAAUUGUACUUAUAUAGAUUUGUGUAAA